CUAGCGGGAGCGGCGGGGCCAUGAGCGGGCCGGCCGGGGGCCGCAGCCGGAGCCGCAGGGGGGCCGUGGCCGCCGCCGCCGCCCUCUGCCUCGUGUCCUCCACCGCCCUGCUCGCCACCGCCGCGCCCAUGACCAGGCAGGAGAGGCAGCGGCUCGGGAAUCAAGUCCUGGAAAUGUUUGAUCAUGCUUAUGGUAAUUAUAUGGAACAUGCUUACCCAGCUGAUGAACUCAUGCCUUUAACCUGCCGUGGCCGAGUUCGAGGUGAGGAACCAAGUCGUGGAGAUGUAGACGACGCCCUGGGAAAAUUUUCCCUGACCCUGAUUGAUACCUUGGACACUCUUGUGGUGUUAAACAAAACUAAGGAAUUUGAAGAUGCUGUAAGGAAAGUUGUAAGAGAUGUUAAUUUAGAUAAUGACAUUGUCGUAUCAGUCUUUGAAACAAACAUCAGAGUUCUUGGGGGACUUCUAGGUGGGCAUUCGGUGGCAAUUAUGCUGAAAGACAAAGGUGAAUACAUGCAGUGGUACAAUGAUGAACUUCUGCAAAUGGCAAAACAAUUGGGCUAUAAGCUUUUACCUGCUUUUAACACCACCAGUGGACUUCCUUAUCCCAGAAUAAAUUUAAAAUUUGGUGUAAGAAAACCAGAAGCUCGAACAGGAACGGAGACCGACACAUGCACGGCCUGUGCAGGUACCUUGAUCCUCGAGUUUGCUGCCUUAAGCCGAUUCACCGGAACAUCAAUAUUUGAGGAACACGCCCGGAAGGCUCUUGAUUUUCUCUGGGAAAAAAGACAACGCAGUAGCAAUUUAGUUGGAGUUACUAUUAAUAUUCAUACUGGAGAUUGGGUGCGCAAAGAUAGUGGUGUGGGAGCAGGAAUUGAUUCCUACUAUGAAUAUUUAUUAAAAGCGUAUGUCUUGCUUGGUGAUGACAGUUUUCUGGAGCGAUUUAACACACACUAUGAUGCCAUAAUGAGGUACAUUAGCCAGCCACCUCUUCUGCUCGACGUGCAUAUCCACAAACCAAUGUUAAAUGCUCGCACUUGGAUGGAUUCUUUGCUUGCCUUCUUUCCAGGCUUACAGGUUUUGAAAGGAGACAUUAGGCCUGCCAUUGAAACUCAUGAGAUGUUAUACCAGGUGAUAAAAAAACACAAUUUUCUUCCAGAGGCAUUUACUACAGAUUUCAGAGUUCACUGGGCUCAGCACCCUUUAAGGCCAGAAUUUGCAGAAAGUACCUACUUCUUGUAUAAGGCCACUGGAGACCCUUACUACCUUGAAGUAGGAAAAACACUUAUUGAGAACUUAAAUAAAUAUGCUAGAGUGCCUUGUGGAUUUGCUGCUAUGAAGGAUGUUCGGACUGGAAGUCAUGAGGACAGAAUGGAUUCCUUCUUUUUGGCCGAAAUGUUCAAAUACCUUUACCUGCUGUUUGCUGAUAAAGACGAUAUGAUUUUUGACAUAGAAGAUUACAUCUUUACCACAGAAGCCCAUCUGCUACCACUUUGGCUCUCUACUACAAAUCAAACCGUGGCUAAGAAAAACACAACUACAGAGUACACUGAACUGGAUGACAGUAACUUUGACUGGACCUGUCCGAACACCCAGAUUCUCUUCCCCAAUGACCCUAUGUAUGCUCAGAGCAUCCGGGAACCUUUGAAAAAUGUGGUGGAUAAAAGCUGCCCAAGAGGUGUUGCCAGAGUAGAAGAGAGUUUUGGGAGUGGACCCAAGCCCCCUCUGAGGGCCAGGGAUUUUAUGGCCAGUAACCCCGAACAUCUAGAAAUCCUGAAGAAGAUGGGAGUGAGUUUGAUUCACCUCAAAGACGGAAGAGUGCAGCUGGUUCAACAUGCAAUCCAAGCUGCAAGUUCAAUGGAUGCUGAAGACGGCUUGAGGUUUAUGCAGGAAAUGAUUGAGCUCUCCAGUCAGCAGCAGAAAGAACAGCAGUUACCACCUCGGGCAGUUCAAAUUGUGUCCCACCCAUAUUUUGGCAGAGUGGUAUUGACUGCUGGGCCAGCACAGUUUGGAAUGGACCUGUCCAAACAUAAAACAGGGACGAGAGGCUUUGUGGCAAGCAGUAAACCAUACAAUGGCUGUUCGGAAAUUACUAAUCCUGAAGCAGUGAAGGGAAAAAUUGCUUUGAUGCAGAGAGGCCAGUGUAUGUUUGCUGAAAAGGCACGGAAUAUCCAAAAAGCUGGAGCAAUUGGUGGGAUUGUUAUUGAUGACAAUGAGGGGAGCAGUAGUGAUACUGCUCCUCUUUUCCAGAUGGCUGGUGAUGGAAAGAAUACAGAUGACAUCACGAUCCCCUUGGUGUUCCUGUUCAACAAAGAAGGAAGCAUUAUUUUGGAUGCAAUCCAAGAAUACGAAGAGGUAGAGGUGCUUCUCUCUGAUAAAGCCAAAGACCGAGCAACAAUAUUUAAAGGUAAAAUGAUUCCAAACUACAUUAUUGAUAGCAAUUUGGAAAUGGAAAACCUGGAACAAAAGUCCCCAGAGAACGAUUCACAGAAUCAGAGAUCUGAACAGAUUCCGGUGAGCUCUCAGGACCUCAGUUUGGCCAAGCCAGAGACUGUCGGGGAAAACUCUUUUGUUUCUGAACCAGAUCCAGCAUCUCCCACUGAUGCAGACAGUGCUAGCAUUUCCCCUUCCAAAGAGAAUUCCCGUCCCCCUGAGACCCAAGAGACUCCAAUCCAAGAGCCUGAAUGUACUGAAUUAGAAAACCAGCCUCAAGAACAAUCACAAACUGAGGAAGACCCCAGCCCUACCGUUCCCUGGGACAAAAAUAAAGUCCAGCCUAUGGAAUCCAUACUCGCAGACUGGAAUGAAGAUAUAGAAGCAUUUGAAAUGAUGGAGAAGGAUGAACUAUGACUGCCACAACAAUUGAUGGGUGGGUGUGAAAACAUUGGUUAUGAGAGGGCCCUACUACCGGGGAGAAGGCUCUUAGGGGAGAUGUUAUGGAGAGAGAUAUGUAUCCAGGCUUUGUCUGGAUUCGGUGAAGAUCGCGUAAGUCCAGAGAAUGCUACAUUAGCAUUGGUCAUGUUUGAUUUCUUUCCCCCACCCCUCUUUCAGAAGGAGAGCUCAGGGGCUAUUCCUCUCUCUCCCCUCCCCCCUGCCAAAUCUGGCAACCUACGGCACCACACCGUGCCACCUCGGCUCAGCCUGGUGGAGGAGGGUCGGCUCUGGGGAAGAGGUUGCCUCAAUGUCUGGAAAGACGGGAAGCAAACAGCAUCUUGGGUGAAUGCGCCACUGGUGGCAGAUGCUGAAUCUGGGGACGGGGUGGGCUGCCACUCCGUUGGAAGGGAAGGCCUGGUCUCUUUGUAUUGGAGUACAAACAGAAGCAGGUGAGAUGCCCUGUUGUCCGUCUGCCUGCCAGCCCCCACUAUUAACCUUGGCUCGCCUUUCUUUCACUUACAAGUAGCCCACUUGAUUUGCACUUUCCCUCUCCCUCAAAACCAAAGGUGAAGCUGAUGCAACACCUCCAUCCAGUUAAGACCCUGGGCAGCUUAGCUUAAUAGUGGGACCAGCCAAAGGGCCCCAUAGUCCAAAUGGAAAAUGAGGCACCUGGCUACCGGGACUGGAAGUAAGGCAAGAAAAAGCACCGAGCGGCAAUGUAAACUUUGCUUUGGGGCCGGCUACGGGGCAAGUUUGUUACUCUUGGCCUGUAAACUCUUAACACUAACAUUGGAUGGUAGGAUUGGUGACAUUCGACGGCCACAGUCCUUGUGCCAUCCUCUAGGAGUUGGUUAUCUCGGCCUCAGGAGCCCACCACUCACUUCAUGUACAAUUUCAGCAUUAAGGCCAGGAUCACGUUUAAACCACCCAAAUGACUCAUCGGCCCACCGGUCCGGUUUAAUGGAGCCGUGCUAAAUUAGGAGGUGGUGAGUAAUGGGCAGUUCCCGGUUUUGGAACUUAGGUCUCUAAAGUUGCAAUUAGCGGGGGGCACGCUGGUAAAUCACGUUUCACUUACGCGUACUCCUUUUUUUAGUGUGUAUCUGAAAAUUGAAUAUGCGGAAACCUCCGAAAAAACUCACCCAACUGCAGUGUCCUUUGGAGAAAGGCAAAGAGCGUUUCUUUCUGACGACCUGCAUCAAAUCCCAAAGUUUAGUCAUCUGUUCGUUCACUUUUCAUUUCUAUCAAUUACUCUUUAGGGCUUUAGUUAGAAUCCUGUUUGUGUUGUUAACAUUUAAGCUUUUUCUGAUCGGCCUAAAACAGAAGUUUGCAAGACAGGCUUACUCCCCUUCUGUCUUCCAUUAUUUUGGCAGUAUACCCUUUCUCUGAAAGACCAUUUGGAGGUACUGUAUAUGCAAUUGUUAAUCAGAGCAGCUGUACUGUAUUGUAAUGUAUAUUUGUGUACAAUGUGACUUUAAGACAGAUCUCAGAUUAAUGUCGCAGUCUUCUGUAAGGGGAUAGAAAUAGCUGCUUACAACGUUUUGAAGUAAACUCAGUUGGGUAUUAGGAGUUCAUGCUAGGGAGAAAGAGGAAAAAAAAAAGCAGCCAAUAAAAUCCUCAGUGGCACUUUACUGAAUUUGACUCCAAAGCUCAAUUUUAGUUUCUUUGCAUGCAAAAUCUGCUGUUAGAAGUUAAGAUUUAAUACAGUUUUUAGAGACGGAAUGAUAUAGAACUUAAUACAUGACCAGUUCACCUUGAUUUUAAGUACUGGGGAAAGAAAGCAAAGUAUAGAAGCACUGUACGUACCCGUGUCUGAGCUUUCGAAAUUGCCCAAGGCAAUCGCUCUGUUCCCACUGGGGAAGUCGAGGCACACAGUUCCAGCUUCUCCUUCCUUUGGCCAUUAGGAGGGGAUCUUUCCUUGGCCUAAGAGACGCUAGCUGGACGGUUCCCUGGAUUCUAAGCAAGUGAAACAGUUACACGUCGCUAGCCCAAAUUAUGGGUGAUGGAGUUGAAUAGUCUACAUUGUUAGGAAUAUGAAGAGCUUUAGUUUCUAAAAUACAAUUUUGUCUUUGCCAAUAAGUUUUACUAAAUGAUAUGAGGUUCUUAUCUGACAUAACUGCCACUAACUAGCUUUUAAAUGCAUCGUUAAUCUUUAAGAAAGCGAAUGUCAGGGCUGAGUUUUUGACAGUUGUAGACAUUGUUACUUUCUUUGAAUUCAGGGGAUGAGUGGAACCCUGAAUUUAGAAAUUGCCUGAAACAUCUGGUCUACCUCAGUUAAAUAUUGACUGCCUAAAGGUUUAGCUGAAGUGAUCAUCACAGCCAUAAAGUUUUUGACCCAGACAGACUUUACACUUUGUUUACAGAUACAAAUCGAAUUGAGUAAAUGUUAAUCCUUAGUAGGUAAGGGCAGGAAGAUGGUAAUUUAAUUCAGGUAUUUUUGUUUUUAAAAAGUUAACUUGUUAGUUUACCUUCUUAAAUGUAUGUAGUUGCCUUGCUCAUUUACAUCUUCAGAAAAUUUUAAACACAGUUGCAAUAAGUUUUCUUUGAUUUUUAUGUGCAAAAAAACCCAAAACCAAUAAAACUAUGUAGUUAGGUGGAUCUGUACUGCUGGGAUGGUGGGAGUUGCUGAAAGUUUUUCUUAAUCUUCAUCAGGUUCCUAAUUGAUGAUAAUGCUUUUCCGGUCCUUUUGACGCUCCACAAGUCCCCUCAUUGCAGUUGUUGAAUCAAUAAAAAGAGGUGGGGAAAAACCCUAAAUUCUCUGAUUUGGUUAUGCCAAUUAUCUCAAGGAGGCUCCUUAUCUAUACUAUUUACAGUUGAUUUUCCAUUGCUCCUCUGUUUUAAACUAAAGCAGGAUUUGUUCUCCCACCAAACUCCCCCAUCUACUAAAUUAUCCUAGGGCCUUCACCCAGUAAAUCCCCAACCUGCCGUCUCAUCCACAAGGCUUCAGUCAGAACAUAAGAAAAAAAAAACAUUCUGUGAAUGAAAUAUUGUAUGUUCAGCUUUUAUAAAAGAGGCAUUUUUAAAAGCCCAAUUUACAGCCGUAUAUUUUCUUAUAACGUAAUUUAUGAACAAAUGUGUGUACUAACAGGUGCUGUAACCCUACUGUUGGUGGAUUUUACUGUUUGGUGAUAAAUGUAAACAAUAUUUUUAAGGGAAACUGUACUGUGAUGUAAAAGUCUGGGCAAAAAUGUAUAUAAUCCUUGUACAUAAAAUUGUGUAUUUGAUUAUAAUUGCUGAUUGUAAAGAUUUAAUAAAAUAUGUAAAUAUUCUGGU
Tachyglossus aculeatus (Australian echidna) is the source of this 6143-nucleotide messenger RNA. RefSeq names its product ER degradation enhancing alpha-mannosidase like protein 3 (gene EDEM3). Gene Ontology annotation, cellular component: endoplasmic reticulum; membrane. The record is from RefSeq and is a predicted model, not a curated record. NCBI's taxonomy places the organism in Eukaryota, Metazoa, Chordata, Mammalia, Monotremata, Tachyglossidae. Bases 21 to 2849 code for a protein of 942 amino acids. Gene Ontology annotation, biological process: mannose trimming involved in glycoprotein ERAD pathway; carbohydrate metabolic process; endoplasmic reticulum mannose trimming. Gene Ontology annotation, molecular function: mannosyl-oligosaccharide 1,2-alpha-mannosidase activity; calcium ion binding. The transcript has 21 exons.